AACUUUGACUGCAUAUCCCUGUUUCCCGCCUCGCUCGGACCGUCGUCCCCAAACACGAGCUUUCGCGGUGCUUCUUUGGAGCUGAUUGGUAUCAGCUCACCUUACUUCACCAAAAUCACCUGCACCACCAUAGGCGCUUUCUCGGCAACGCAGUUGGGCGAGGACCGCCUCGGAAGCCUGAGACGAUGGCUGGAAAGCAGUGUAUGACGCGGUUGCAAAAGGAGUACAAGAGCUUGUUGAAGGACCCGGUGCCGCACAUCACCGCGCAUCCCUCGCCCUCCAACCUACUCGAGUGGCACUUCGUGCUCGAAGGCGCCAAGGGCACGGAGUACGACGGCGGCGUGUAUCACGGCAAGCUGGUGUUCCCCGCGGACUACCCCUUCAAGCCGCCCUCCAUCUCGCUGUUCACGCCUAACGGCCGCUUCGCCACCAACACCAAGCUGUGCCUGUCCAUGACCGACUACCACCCGGAGAGCUGGAACCCCAUGUGGAGCGUGGGCACCAUAUUGACGGGGCUACUCAGCUUCAUGUACGACACACAGGCCACCACGGGGAGCAUCACCACCUCGCGCGCGGAGAAGGAGCGGCUGGCAGCGGAGAGCCUGGCCUUCAACGCCAAGAACCCCACCUUCAGGAAGCUCUUCCCAGCCUGGAUUGAGGAGCUCACGCGGCGAGCCACGGCGGCGGCGCAGCCUGCACCGGCGCAGCAGGCGCAGGCACACGCGCAGGCGCAGCAGGAGCAAGCCAACGGGGAAGUGAGUGGGCAAGCGAACGGACACGCAAACGGCGACGUGGCGGCUGCGAAUGGGGGAGGAGGGAUCUUUGGCGCGGCGCGGCAGGGCGGCGGGGAGCAGCAGAACGGGCAAGCCGGCGGGCGCGGCGGCGCGCCGCCGGGGCGGGGGCUGGGGAAUUCGGUGGUGACGCUGGCCGUUGUGGUGGCGGUGCUGGCGGUGGUGUGGGUGAGCAGCGGCAGCGGCGGCGGCGGAGCGCUGUGGCAGUCCAUAUUCUCACAGGGGGCCGCGGCCGGCGGGCACGCAGGACCCCGCUGAGCCCGUGCCUUCCUCAGCGUGUGAACGUACAACUGGCUGAGGGUAGCAGACGGCAGGACGGUGGUCAGGUGCCGGCGGUACGGUCAGCUCAGUUAGUUGCGCAUGAGGUUAGGGUUAGGGCAUGAGCACGGUAGCUCAUUCAAUCAGCGUCGGGCAGUAACCUUUAUGCCGGCGAAAUGACGAUGGUGACGGUGCAUGGCGGACGGCGGGAUCAACACAGGUUCUGAGCUGCGCCUCCGGGGCCGCAGCGGGCGAGCACAGACAGAGGUGCAUAAAACCAGUAGUACGCAACGCGGGGGCUCUAGCAUAUAGCUGUGGACGCUGCCGGUACAUGGUGCUUGCAGAGUGUCUUGUGUGUUCGCAGGCGCGUGUGUGGUAUGAUGGCAACAUAGUGUGCCGGGGGGAAGUGGACGCAGGAUGUUCUGUUGGCUUGACACUUUGACGUGCCGUACGGUGGUGCGGGCCCGCCGGGACUGUAUGCGCGGCGAUAGCUGUCGUAUAGGACAGUCAGCAAAUACACACCCAGAUGCCCUGGCCGGGCGCCCGGAGCGUGAGUGUUGAGUUCUGGUCGGUUCUGGGUGGCCGUGCUCGCUAGUAGUGUUACAGUGGCACUUGUAUAGCGAUAUACACGACACCAAACUGGUAAAGACUAUGCCCUAUAUAUGGCUCUAGAUCGCCUUCUAUACCCAUCGUAAGGCACGUACCCGG
Chlamydomonas reinhardtii is the source of this 1757-nucleotide messenger RNA. RefSeq lists its product as uncharacterized. Bases 186 to 1049 code for a protein of 287 amino acids. Lineage: Eukaryota; Viridiplantae; Chlorophyta; Chlorophyceae; Chlamydomonadales; Chlamydomonadaceae. The transcript is spliced from 5 exons. The record is from RefSeq and is a predicted model, not a curated record.